Messenger RNA from Leptinotarsa decemlineata (Colorado potato beetle), 500 nucleotides. It is a transcript of the gene REPTOR-BP, whose product is annotated as REPTOR-binding partner. The record is from RefSeq and is a predicted model, not a curated record. Gene Ontology annotation, molecular function: DNA-binding transcription factor activity. Gene Ontology annotation, cellular component: nucleus. Lineage: Eukaryota; Metazoa; Arthropoda; Insecta; Coleoptera; Chrysomelidae. Gene Ontology annotation, biological process: regulation of DNA-templated transcription.
UCGAUGGUUUAUUUCACGUGUCCGGAGACCGGCUUCGGUUAAUACGUAUUGAAUUCUUUAGCACAGUUGAUUGUGGAUGCAUUUUCGAAAACCGAUGGGAAGGUCCUUCUCGCAAGGAAUCAGGGAAGCGGGGACGGAAGCCAGGCAGGAAAUCAGCUGAAAAAAUUGACAUGAAAGCCAAAUUGGAACGCAGUCGUCAAAGUGCCAGAGAAUGUAGAGCUCGUAAGAAACUUCGAUACCAAUAUUUGGAAGAACUUGUUGCUGACAGAGAAAAGGCAGUAUUUGCGUUAAGAAAAGAACUUGAACAGGUACUCACCUAAAUCAUCUCUUUUAUUGUGGAAUAGUGAAAACUCUUUCAUUUCCUACAAAAAUUCAGAAUGUCUGAUAAUUGUAUACCUCUCAUGUGUUAUAGGAAAACCCUUUUUUAUAGCAUAGAUUUUUUUAUCAUAAAGGCAAAUUGUUUAUAAAACUUUUAUCAGUAAUAUAUCAAUUCAGGUUAA